UCCUCUUGAGAAGUAGUACUCCUGUAUGGAACCAUGGGAGAGAAACGGGAGCGAGAGCGCCAAGAAGACGAUGACCUCGCCGGCGCCGCCGGUGGCCGCUCUCGGCGAUGAUCUCCUGGGCGAGAUCUUCCUCCGCCUCCCCGACAUGGCGUCGCUUGCCAGCGCCGCCCUCGCCUGCAAGAGCUGGGCCGAGUAGCCCGCGUCCCAGCCAUCUACCGCCGCUUCCAGUCCCUUCGCAGGCCCCCACUCGUUGGCUUCAUCCUCACCGACCGCAGCGACAUGCCCGUUCCCCACCACUGCCCUAAACUCCGCUUCGUCCCCGCCGAAUCCCGUAAUCCCGACGUGGCCUCCGCCGCCGUUGACGGCGACUUCUUCUUCGAAGACCUCCCCACCAUAGAUUCGGACGACGACGGCGAAGGGGACUACUACGACGAGUGGCGCCUCCGCGGCUGCGACGGCGGCCUCCUCCUCCUUUCCCGCGGCCGCUAUGCUUUGGAUCUCGCCGCGUAUGACCCCCUCGCGCGGACAGCCGUCUUCUUCCGCCCUCCCCACGCCUGGCGCUAUUCGUCCCACAUCGUGCGCUACGCCAUCUUGGCGGACGAUGCGGACGCCUCGUUCCGGGUCAUCGUCAUGGAGCGCUGGGCCGGCUCACGCUCCGCCGUCUUCUCCUCCCGCACCCGCGAAUGGGACAUGCUUGAGUCGCCGGGUACGCCUGCGAUGUAUAACUUCAUCCCAUGCAGCACCGACGGCACGCCCGCGGGCCGCUACGUGUACUGGCGGUCAGACACCAAGAAGUCCCGGUAUUGCAAGGACGACGAGAAGAUCUUGGUGCUGGAGAUGGAAGCAAUGGUGUGGUCGGUUAUCAAGCCGCCAUUCCCUCCUGGCGAAUCGUACUGCGUCGCGGACAUGGCGGAGCACGGCGGGCUCUGCAUUGUGUCCAGCAAAGAGCAGUGCGUGCAGCUCUGGGUCCGUGACAGCAAUGCUGAGUGGAUGCUCAAGAAGGAGGUUUCGUUGCUGAAUGAGUUUGGAUACCUGAAGAAGCUUCGUCUUGAGGAGUGGAUGAAGCGCGUGCGCAUCCUGGCAAUGAAGGCUGGCUAUGUGUACAUGGAGUUUUGGUCCAUAGGGAAGCCCCAUUCAUAUCUGUUCGUGCUAAAUCUGAACACCACAAAGCUGGAAUUCUUCUGCAACAAGUCGACCGAGCCUCACAGAGGUCCUGCGUUUCCGUUCUUCAUGCGGUCGGCACCUCUGCCUGCUCCAGAUGAUGAGUAAGAAAUUUCAAGGCGCUUGAUACAAUGGAGUAGGUCAAGUUGUUACUUCUAGCUUCGAUUAGCCGAAGUUGGGUUAAUUGGGGCAUAAGAGUGUCAUCCAGAUGUCAGUUUGAAUUGGAAUCACGGAAGCCGAUUGGAUAACCAUCUUUUGUCUUGCAAUCUCUGUUUUCACAUGGAAUGUAGGCAUGGCAGAACAGUCUUGCUCCGACAACAGCUGCUGCUUUAUCUGAAUUUAGUGCUUUUCGAGUUAUGUUACCCAUUUCCUGUUAGUUUUAUUCAAACUUCCUAUCUGAACUGAGAUGGUUUUAUUUAAUUUCAGUUGUGUUGUCUUGUUGCUUGAACGUGAGUGACAACUGAAUUCUUACUGCUGUGUAGUAGAGCUUUUGUAUUUUUCUCUUUAUAUAUGCAGUCUUUAUUAUUAUUA
This is a messenger RNA of Triticum dicoccoides, 1692 nucleotides long. RefSeq lists its product as uncharacterized. Lineage: Eukaryota; Viridiplantae; Streptophyta; Magnoliopsida; Poales; Poaceae. Bases 280 to 1269 code for a protein of 329 amino acids. The record is from RefSeq and is a predicted model, not a curated record. The transcript is spliced from 2 exons.